Messenger RNA from Lolium rigidum, 1527 nucleotides. Its product is annotated as probable isoprenylcysteine alpha-carbonyl methylesterase ICME. The record is from RefSeq and is a predicted model, not a curated record. Bases 1 to 1230 code for a protein of 409 amino acids. Lineage: Eukaryota; Viridiplantae; Streptophyta; Magnoliopsida; Poales; Poaceae. The transcript is spliced from 12 exons.
AUGCAGCAGCAGCCCGUCACCCCGGUCUCCGGCCGCGCGGGCGCCCAGCCGGAGCCCUUCACCCCGCGCGGCACCCCGCGCCUGCGCCGCCGCAACUCGUCCGCGUCGGCGCCCUCCACCCCGGGCGCCCGCCGGCGGCCCACCACGUUCCGGGAGGACGUCGGCCACGCCGCCGCCGAGACGUACCUCGUCACGCGCCUCGCCUUCAUCCUCCUCCGCUCCCUCGGGGUAGGUUAUCGGUGGAUAUCUCAACUUGCUGCCCUCCUAAUAUAUGCAGUCUUACUUAUGCCCGGUUUCAUAAGAGUUGGGUACUAUUAUUUCUUCUCAAGUCAGGUUCUUAGGAGCGUUGUCUAUGGAGACCAGCCAAGAAAUAGGUUGGAUCUGUACAUACCCAGAGAUCGCAGUAAAGCCAAUCCAGUUGUGGCAUUUGUAACCGGUGGAGCUUGGAUCAUAGGUUACAAAGCGUGGGGUGCUCUUCUUGGAAGGCGGUUAGCAGAACGGGGAAUAAUAGUCGCUUGCAUUGAUUACAGAAAUUUCCCUCAAGGAACAAUAAGUGACAUGGUCAGUGAUGCUACUGAGGGAAUUGCAUUUAUUUGUGACAGUGUUGCUAGCUAUGGAGGAGAUCCUAAUCAGAUCUACUUGAUGGGUCAAUCAGCAGGAGCACAUAUCUCGGCAUGUGCUCUCUUGGAACAAGCAGUUAAAGAAUCAAAAGGAGAAGAAAUCUCUUGGAGUGUUACUCAAAUAAAAGCAUAUUUUGGUUUAUCUGGAGGAUACAACAUGGAAAAUUUGGUUGAUCAUUUUCAUGAACGUGGUCUUUAUCGUUCAAUUUUUCUCAGCAUAAUGGAGGGAAGGAGAUCAUUGUCACAUUUCUCUCCGGAAAUUGUCACGAAGAAAUUAAAUCCUGAAGCAAUAGCUCUGCUUCCUCAGUUUGUACUUUUUCAUGGAACAGGAGAUUACUCUAUACCAUAUUCUGCUAGUGAAGCUUAUGUGGAUGCCCUUAAAAAGGCUGGCGCUAAAGCUAAGUUGCAAUUGUACAAAGGAAAAACACAUACUGAUGUAUUUGUGCAGGAUCCACUUAGGGGUGGCAAAGACCCACUGGUGGAAGACGUCGUUUCUAUCAUCCAUGCUGAUAAUCCAAAUGCAUGCGAGAAGUACGAUUCGUCACCUAUACCUGAGCGCCUGGUGUCUGAGUGGCAAAUACAGUUAGCCCGUCAAAUUAGCCCAUUUUGAACAGGUUAUUUUUUCAAGCCGUUUCAUGUAUCCCCUAGAACGCAAGCAUCUGGGUUCUUGUGUUCCCAACUUUCAUUAUGAUGAUGGGUUCCAGGAGAGAUUAUAGUUUGAUUUAGCAAGCACCUUUCACAGCAUGUUAGCAGGGAAGAAACUAUAGGUUUUAGGUAAAUAUCAUAGCAGACUUUGUGAAUAUAUAUUCAUAUGCUACUGAGUUUGUAUAAGUAUACCCAUACACUUAAAAUAUCUCAGAAAAAAAUCAUUGAAAUUUAGAUUUGUUGCUCCCAGUUACUAUCAUUC